GGGACCAAGUUUGGCGGUAAAAAAGCUGUUCUUCUAGCUCUUGUUCUCUUGUAUGGAAAACUGAACUGGGAGGUCUACAGGCAAGAGUCACAGAUCGAGUCGUGUUCCUCUGUCUUGUCUAAGGGAUCAUCACAAGCUCAAAGAAGCUCGAAGGAACCUCUCGACUUCACUUAAACGUGGAAAAAGAGCAUUGGACCUACUUUUAUAGAGCUUAUUUAUUGAAGAAGCAAUACUUUAUAUCAGUAAACGGCAUACUUGUUACUGCAGCCAAUGCCCGGACAAAGGAUAGUAGCUUACCCAGCCGGCUACUCUAUUUAUUAAACUCAAACAAGAGUUUACUCCUGGACUGCAUAUUCAACUUAUGCAUUUUACUCACUGUAAACCAGGUAAUACAUGAUAGUUGUAUCUUCUGUUUAUAGCCCCUUCUGCCAGAAUAACUUAUUAGCUUGCGCAGGAGAUUGCUGCAGACAUAGUACUUGUUGCUUGCUUCAUUUUAGGAGCUAAUUUCUUGAUCAGCUAGCAAAGACUUCAUUGUAACUUGCUCCUGAAAAUGAUGCGGAUGCCAAAAGGCGUCUCUCCAGCAACGAACCGUGGGGCAGUUGGACUUUCGUGCCCUCAGCAGAGGACGAAAGUUUUGUCUACCGCAGGGGUAAAGACCGAGUUCUUCAGCACUGGACUGACCAGCCCACCGAUGAACACGGUACCGGCUGGCUACUUCACUCAGAUCUGCAAUACUACGGCGGCCGAACAAAGAAGCCACUGCCUGUACUCAACUCCCCAUGGACCCGAAGCUAAACCCAUCAGAGCAACCUCCGGGCGUUUGCCGGCAAAGAGGAAGCUGGACCUUGAGGACCCUCUCUACCUACCUGAGUUCCGCACGCCCAAAGGCAAAGGAACUGCUGCUGCCAGGAUACCCAGUCCCAGAACUCCCAAGUCACCGGGCGAACGGACCCGCUACGACACCUCUCUGGGCCUGCUCACCAAGAAGUUUGUGGGUCUGAUCGCCGAGUCGCCCGACGGCGUGCUGGACCUCAACUGGGCCACGGAGGUCCUGGAGGUGCAGAAGAGACGCAUCUAUGACAUCACCAACGUGCUCGAGGGAGUCCAGCUCAUCCGCAAGAAGUCCAAGAACAACAUCCAGUGGAUGGUGGGAGGCGUGUUUGAGGGAGGCUCCGGUGGCGGGGAGAAGGCCCGGGCCCUGAGGCGAGAGCUGGGGGACUUGGAGAGAGCCGAGAGGGCCCUGGAUGACCUGAUCCACUCCAGCAGCGCACAGCUCAAACAGCUCACCGAACAGAAAGACAACCAAAGGUUGGGCUACGUGACGUAUCAGGACAUCCGCUCCAUCACCAGUCUUCAGGACCAAACCGUCAUCGCUGUAAAGGCGCCGGCCGAGACCAAACUGGAAGUACCGGAAUCGUCUGGGGGCUCACUGCAGAUCUACCUGAAGAGUAAGAACGGCCCCAUCGAGGUGUACCUGUGCCCCGAGGAGGGUCUGGACGACGCCAGCCCUGUGAAGAGCGCCCUCACGCCCAGGAAGGUGUACCCCCAGCCCAUUGGGCCCUCUUCAGCGUGCGCCAUGGCGCCCCAGAGCUCCACAGUCAAGGAGGAACCCAUGGAGGCCACCAUCUCCAUCACAGAACCCACCACAGCCACUACCUCCUCCCUGGCUACAAGCGCCGUCUCCUCCUCCUCCACCUCCACCCUGCUGGACGUGGAGGGCCUGCUGGGGCUUCCUCCCAGCCUGCUCCAGAUGACCGAGGACCAGCUGCCCGGGACCAACUUCGUGGCGGACCCCAACACCCCCUUCGUCAGCUUCUCCCCGCCGCUGGACCACGACGACUACCUCUGGAGCCUGGAGGACAGCGAGGGCGUGUCCGACUUCUUCGACACCUACGACCUGGGAGACCUGCUCCGGAGCUGAGGGGGAGAGUCGAGGGGGAGAUGGGGUGUGGUAUGAGGGGUUGGGGGAGGUAAUAGGACAUUCUUUUACACUAUGAAGCCAUCGGUUUUCACGCUCUUUGUCAACUUUUUUUUUUUUUUUAAUGAUUUUAAUUCGGUAGUAGUUGUUUUGUACGUUGUACAUACUUUGGGAAGGGGGGUGGUUUGGGUGAGGGGGGGAGGAUUCACUCUGUUAGGAACUGUAGUUUUCCAAGCUAGGGGAGGGGCAUCUCAACAUGUUGGUUGAGGAGGUUUUUUAGUUUGUAUAUGUUCAAUAUGUUCAAAUAUUUUACGCAUCUUUCAUCAUCAGCAGCUAAAUAAUUUGUAUUUUGUUAUUUUUUGUUGUUGUUUAAAAUGUGAUCACUCAGGAAUUUUCAUUGAACCUUCUUUGUUUCCAAAGUCUAAAUGUGUUGUGCCAGUAUUUGGCCCAUAGGGGGCAGCAUUGUACCAUGACGGCUUUUAACUGCCUUUAAGCUUUACAGAACAGAAUCACUGGAUGAACCUGGGCCACCAGCCCACCAGAAACAGUUUACAGGGUAUGAUUUGGAAAGUGUAAAAAGCCAAUCUAAAAUGCUUGAUCAAUUGAAGGCCAACUGUUUUUUGCUCUGGGUAUGGUCUUAAUACGUUUUAUUUUAGUGCAAACCUCGGUAAAGAAGAUACCUCUUGAGAUGUCUAAAUAAGCCUUUUGAAUUGCUGGGUAUCCAGUAAGGGACAGUCUUACCUGCCUUGGGUCUAAUACAAGACAAAGUAGGACUAUUGUGUUCAAUCAAAACCAAAAGACUUCAAAAUCGUAUUUUAAUAGAAUAGAUACAAUCUGGGAAAGAGCAUAUAGGAUCAUUCUCUCUGGCAGCUGUUUCAUAUCGUGCUUCAAACCACACCUCUACAAUUUGGUGAACACGUACCUAACAUGGUAGGAGUUUUGUUAACUGGCCUUAUUUGAUUAUGUCAAUCGGCCUUCUGUUUGUGGUUUUAAACUCAUCUUUCUAUAGAAAUGUAAGAAUUCUAGUAUGCCGUAUGUGAGCUAAUAGCUGCAAUUGGGAUGAAAUUAAGAAUGAAUUUUGAUUCCACUCAUUUUGAAACUAAUACUGUUUCAAAAGUUUCUAAUUAAAUAUAAAUAUUCCCACCAUGGCGCCUCACGGUAGCAACUUGUACCAUGUCCCUGUAUAGAAUCUUUAUUUCUCAAUAAAUACUUGGCCACCAUACAUAACAUAUGGUUGGUUUUAUCCUUUUAAAAGUCCAAAGUGCCCCAAAAGUGCAAAUGGGGGACUAGGAUUUUAUUCAGACAGUGCAGACAUUUGGAUAACUAAAUAUCACACCAUAGGUCUUUUCUUGUUUUCCUUUUCCUGUGACUACAGGAGACUAGCUUACUGCCCUGUCCUAACAAAACUUGAAAUUGUGUGUUUUUGUGAGUUUUUGGUUGGAAUAUAGAAGUGUGUGUGUGUGUGUGUGUGUGUGUGUGUGUGUGUGUGUGUGUGUGUGUGUGUGUGUGUGUGUGUGUGUGUGUGUUUGUGGGUGCGCCCACAUUUGUUUGUGGUGUAUUUCGAUUUUUAUGAUCUAGAUUAGCGUAUGUGAAUUUCAUAAAUCUGUAGAAAGUUUUUCCAAUGUGCUUUAUUCUUUGAAUCUGUGUACAGAAUUGUUUUUGUAUUUAUACCCGAUUCUCUGAAUUAAAUUGGAAUGUUAUUAUUUACCAUUGUACAGAAGGCAAAACUGGAUUUGACAUUCAGCACUUAAUGUUCUAUAAUACUUUGUUGUCUGAUUGCUAUUUGACUUGAUUUAAUAAAUAUUUAAGCCAUGGUUUGCUGUUGAAAA
Molecule: messenger RNA, 3747 nt
Organism: Gadus macrocephalus (Pacific cod)
Lineage: Eukaryota; Metazoa; Chordata; Actinopteri; Gadiformes; Gadidae
Gene: e2f2
Product: E2F transcription factor 2
Exons: 7
Coding region: 551-1921 (456 amino acids)
Biological process (GO): regulation of transcription by RNA polymerase II
Cellular component (GO): RNA polymerase II transcription regulator complex
Molecular function (GO): protein dimerization activity; RNA polymerase II cis-regulatory region sequence-specific DNA binding; DNA-binding transcription factor activity, RNA polymerase II-specific
Source: RefSeq, a predicted model, not a curated record